This is a messenger RNA of Saccoglossus kowalevskii, 741 nucleotides long. RefSeq lists its product as uncharacterized. Lineage: Eukaryota; Metazoa; Hemichordata; Enteropneusta; Harrimaniidae. Gene Ontology annotation, molecular function: protein binding. The record is from RefSeq and is a predicted model, not a curated record.
AUGUCCAUCUACAGUCUCAGGACAAUUAUAUUAUCCGUUAAAAGUGGAGAUGUAGCUGAGACGGAGGAUCUCAUCAAUAAAGGAGCCGACAUCGACGUCACGGAGAAUGGUAACAAUUUAUUGCUUCUGGCAAUUGUGUAUGACCAAAAAGACGUUGCUAGGUUACUGGUCGCAAGAGGAAUAAAUCUAAACUAUAGAAGCCAGGGAGGUGACGACAGAACACAGUACAAGUCUGCUUUAGAUUUAACGGAAGAAAAAGGAUGGGAUGACCUAUACGAAUUGAUAGAAAGAACGUCAUUAGCAAAUAAGAAUAUACCGAUGGCCGUCGUUGAUGGCGAUAGCAAACUAACGAAGAGUUUACUUGAACAAGGAGCAGACAUAAAUACCGUGACAGACACGGGUGAAUCGCUGUUAAUGCGAGCAAUACGACAUGGGCACUGGGAAGUGAGCGAAUUGUUGAUCAGUCAAGGAAUCGAUGUUGCAUAUGUGCUAGUUCAAAGACACCAAUCAGCGAAUGGCAAAAUUGAGACAACGAAGGAAACAGCCAGAAUAUAUGCCUCUAAGUACGGCAUGCCAGAUAUAAUACAACUCAUCGACAGACGGGAAGGGGAGUAUAGACAACAGGGGAUAAUCGUGCAGGAUCCAAGCGAAGCAGAACUUCAGAUAAAUGAAAAAAAACCCGUCAACGAAGACAAGACUGACAGCGAGAAGCAGCGUUCACACACAUGCGCAGUACUGUAA